Molecule: messenger RNA, 1772 nt
Organism: Bufo bufo (common toad)
Lineage: Eukaryota; Metazoa; Chordata; Amphibia; Anura; Bufonidae
Product: lysosomal acid lipase/cholesteryl ester hydrolase-like
Exons: 10
Coding region: 190-1392 (400 amino acids)
Molecular function (GO): hydrolase activity, acting on ester bonds
Source: RefSeq, a predicted model, not a curated record
AAGGAGAGAUAGUACCCCCAAAACCUAUGCCUCCUGUCACGCCUCUGGUGUACUCACUGAAAAAACAGAAAAAUAUGCGUACUUGAAUGCAUUGUGACAUUUUGUGUUUGCUGAUACCAAGCGUAGUUCCUGGGAGCACUGUACUGCUGGGACUUGGGUGUGAGAAAGAUCCCCGAACGCUGCCCAAAAAUGUGGAGAUGGCUUGCAGUGACCAUUAUGAUAUACGGAUGUUCCAGCCAAAUGAUGUUUGACUAUAGUGAAAAUCAAUGCGUUACAUUUCCUCCUGACCCUGAAGCAUAUAUGAAUGUGACACAACUAAUCAGCUACCGAGGAUAUCCUAGUGAGGAAUAUGAGGUCGUCACUGAAGAUGGGUACAUCCUAACUGUCAACAGAAUACCACAUGGUUCUAGGCAUCAGUCUGGAGGAACUAAACCAGUGGUAUUCCUACAGCAUGGCCUGCUUUCGGAUGCCAGCAACUGGGUCACAAACUUUGAAUACAAUAGUCUGGGCUUCAUCCUGGCAGAUGCAGGUUAUGACGUGUGGAUGGGAAACAGUCGGGGUAAUACCUGGUCUCGGAGGCACAAGACUCUGUCCCCUACAGACAGCGAAUUCUGGGUUUUUAGUUAUGAUGAGAUGGCAAAGAAAGAUCUUCCUGCAGUGAUAGAUUUUAUUUUGCAAAAAACGGGCCUGAAGCAAUUAUAUUACAUUGGUCAUUCACAGGGCACUACUAUAGGAUUCAUUGCAUUUUCUACCAUUCCAGAACUGGCAAAUAAAAUUAAAUUAUUUUUCGCUCUUGCUCCUGUGGCUACUGUUAAAUAUCCCAUUGGUCCUGCUGCAGCUGCCAGAUGCUUACCAACUUUUUUAGUUAAGCCAUUGUUCGGUGAUAAGAUCUUCAUUCCACAAUCAAAGCUUACUAGGUUCCUUUCCAGAAAAUUUUGCAAUCAUUUACUAUUGGAUGAACUAUGUGGCAAUGUCUUCUUCCUCUUGUGCGGGUUUAAUGAACAGAACUUAAACAUGACUCGUGUCCAUGUGUACACUUCCUUUUGUCCUGCUGGAACCUCUGUACAAAAUAUGAAACACUGGUUACAGGCUAUCCACACUGGGAGACUACAGGCUUUUGAUUGGGGCUGUGAGGGAAAUCAGAAGCAUUAUAACCAGAGCACUCCUCCUUUGUAUGAUGUGACAAACAUGACAGUCCCCACGGCUCUCUGGAGCGGAGAAAAUGAUUGGCUUGCUGACCCGCUGGAUGUAAAUUUAUUGAUCCCUAAAAUCAGGAACUUGGUCUAUCAGGAAGAGAUACCAAAAUGGGAGCAUCUAGAUUUCAUAUGGGGUCUUGAUGCUCCACAAAAGUUAUACCAAAAAAUCCUUGAGCUCCUGAAAAUAUAUACAUGAUCUCCAUUACAUAUGACAGAUACCUGGAACUAGAAUAUUCUGUAAGGAGAGAAAGGAGAAACAUCUUCAACCCUUUUGCAAAUAUUUUCAAAUGUAGGGGGUGACCCAUGUAACAUGUACCAUUUUACUGAAAACAAGCUUAGAUCAUAGUAUGAAUUUCAAUAUAAAAAGUUUUAUUAUUUGUAAUAGUUUUAUGUUGUUUAUAUGAUAGUAUUUAGUCAAUGUGAUCUAUUUUAUGUAGGCUGCAUGUCUAGUAAAUUAAGGAGCACAUUUAUUAAGACCGGCGUUUUAGAUGCCGGUCCUGAGCUGGCGGUGGAUCCUCUGAAGUUAUGUAGAGACGCAGGCCUCUUCAUAGCUUUGGCACAUCCAGCACCAGUUCU